This is a messenger RNA of Sodiomyces alkalinus F11, 609 nucleotides long. RefSeq lists its product as hypothetical. The record is from RefSeq and is a predicted model, not a curated record. NCBI's taxonomy places the organism in Eukaryota, Fungi, Ascomycota, Sordariomycetes, Glomerellales, Plectosphaerellaceae. Bases 1 to 609 code for a protein of 202 amino acids. The transcript is spliced from 6 exons.
AUGAACGGAUAUCGCAUCUUGGUCCUCAUUGAGAUUAAGCAUUUAUCACUUGCACCAUACAACGGCAUAGCCCUUGCUCGGCUGCCCUGGACAACAGGUCCCAAUCCCGUGGAAGGUAAAUGUGCCUUGCAGCCCAGCCUGCAGGCUGCAGCCAGGACGACAAAAGGGAGGGUGGCCGCCCCAUCACACUGGUGCCAGUCCGAUCCAUCACGUCGAUCUCCAUCCCGUCUGCGCCUCCCCAAUAGCGUCAUCCUAGGUAUUACAUGGUUGUCGCACCGAAACAUCCCGCACGCUGCCCGUCACAUGGCUUUACUCGUUCGGCAAUAUUACAGUUCCAUGACAGCGUGUGCCAAGGCUCCUGUUCCUGUGCGGCAGUGCAGGCCUAAUUCCCAGUUCGUUCCAUCGGUGGUGGUACAGUAUGUCGCCAUGCCCGCGUGCGCCUACCUAUGUAAACAUGAGGAAAGUCCCACUCUGCAGUAUGACGGCGCCCUGCGCCGUGUUAGCUUGCGCUUUCUGGGGGAUAGCCCAGCACCCAAUGUUUCCCCUGUCUCUAUCGUACAUCCCCAUGUCUCGUACUCCUACCCCAAUAUGACAAGAGACAAUGUGUAG